This is a messenger RNA of Aphanomyces astaci, 702 nucleotides long. RefSeq names its product ubiquitin-fold modifier 1. Gene Ontology annotation, biological process: protein K69-linked ufmylation. The transcript has 4 exons. Lineage: Eukaryota; Oomycota; Saprolegniomycetes; Saprolegniales; Verrucalvaceae. Gene Ontology annotation, cellular component: cytoplasm; nucleus. Bases 1 to 702 code for a protein of 233 amino acids. The record is from RefSeq and is a predicted model, not a curated record.
AUGGAAGCACUGCAACCGGCCCUGAUCGCGCGUCCAACCGCGCGAUGUCUGCCGAGCGCGGCGACGCUGGCGGCGUCUCUGCCGAAGAUUCACAUGUCACAUGAAGAGAAAGAACGAAUUCAGUCGAUACAACAUCAGUCCUUCCGACGACUCCAAGAAAACCACGUCAGAUGCGCUCAAAUCCUUCACGGCACAAUGCAAUGGCGCGCCGUGGAGUUCAUGGAUGCGAACGAAGAAUCAGCAUGCUUGAACCAACAAGAAGUCUUGCGACGGGACAUUAAAGCGUUGGAAAGUGCGAAUGCCAAGCUCGUGGCCGCCCACAAGGCGGCAACCGCGGCCUCAGCCGAUCGUCGGUCCAAGCGACCUCGCGAACCCGAGACAUCCCCUUCGAAGCGCCUCAAAAUGCUGACGUCUCUGGCUUCCGCUGCCGCCAAAGUAACCUUCAAGAUCACGUUGACCUCCGACCCAAAGCUUCCCUUCCGUGUGAUGAGCGCGCCGGAGGAAGCGCCAUUCACCGCCGUGCUCAAGUAUGUCGCCGAAGAGUUCCGAGUGCCUUCUUCUACAAGUGCCAUUAUCACGAACGAUGGCAUGGGGAUCAAUCCAUCCCAAAGCGCGGGGAAUGUGUUUUUGAAACACGGGAGCGACCUGCGCCUCAUCCCUCGCGACCGCGUUGGCGGAAGCAAGUCACCUGCGCUGUAUUAA